This is a messenger RNA of Chara braunii, 1790 nucleotides long. Lineage: Eukaryota; Viridiplantae; Streptophyta; Charophyceae; Charales; Characeae. The record is from the annotation of a GenBank genome assembly.
CGGUGCACCCAAGGAGUCUGUCUCGCACUUCCUGAGAAGGCUGGAGCACGUUUACUUCAUGAUGUCUGAACCGCUCACUCUCGAAAACUACAAGUCACAGUUUGACGAGGAGGACCCUUUCGACGCUGAAGACAUGGAGGAGCUGAGCGACUCCGAAACCUUCGAUUUCGAGUCCAUGCCACUUCCUCGGGUGGUUGGACAGGUUGGUGAUGAAGAGGAAGGUGGCCCUCAAAGAUAUAGCACGUCCCUUGCUGGUUUGAAGCGUGUGUUUCGGGGCGAACCAGUCGACGACCAAUCGUCUGAUGACGGGGAGGAAGAGAGAGACUAUGAUCACGAACCUUGUGACAGGAUCCCUGUGGACCAUGACACCUGGAAAAAUGACAGACUCUACUUCUUCGGCAAGCAUCACCGGUUCACGUCGGAGGAUGUCUGGGGACACAACGUCGUCUGGCACCCGAGGAUAUUCCAACCUGCUGUGAGGAAUGGAAUAUGGGUCUUGGCAAUAAAGGAGGACGAUGGCAAGUGGAGUGGAUUGAAGAGACUGGGAGUGGCUGCAUUUAAGAGAAAGGCAAGAACUGCUCUGGUGGAGCAUUUGAGUCUCAUGAACCCCGGGAGGAACGAUCAGGACGUCGAUGCGUAUGCAGAACAAAAGUUACAUGAACUCGAGACUGGCGGUCUCGCGACGUGCUGGAGGGGCCCGCUCGAAGAGUGUUGGAGACCGGGGGGUAGCGAGAACGAACGUCACACUCCUGGGGAAGACGAACGCUCUUCGGGAGCGUGUGUUGUACAUCGGGAAGAAGGAACUCAAUGCUGGCAGUCUCCCGAAGUGUUGGAGACCGGGGGCAGCGAGUGUGAACGUCAUGCUUCGGAGGGUGCGUCCGUGGACACUGACAACGAGAGUGCAGGAGCUCCGGGGGAAACACAUGCUGUACAGCGAGGAGAGGACACUCGACACAGGCCGGCUCGUGAAGACGUGAAGUGGCUCCACGCACGAGCGCAAGUGAUCGGGACGUCCGAAGAGGUUCGGUACAGUCGCUUGGCUGUGGCCACGACGCGAGAGCGUGUCGUUAAGGGAGGUCAGUGGACGUCCGUGCAAGCUCCCGUUCUUGGCGACGAUGAAGACGAAGAAGAACCCGCGGUGGAAGCUCGGGUUCAUGGCGAUGAGAAAGGCAGAGAACCCGUGGUGGAAGGCUGUGAGGUGACUGCCGAUAUCCGGACGGAUUUACAACGGAAAGAUGGUGAUUCUUCGCCCACCCAUUGCGGUGAAGAACAGGGUGGUCGAGCGUUUGUUGUGAGCUACGCUCGGGGAAUGGUGCUUCGUGAAGCCAUAGAGUUGGGUGACGACUCCGCAGCCACCGAGCUGGUUAGCGACUCAGGCGUGGCUGAGAUGCAGAACGUCGAAUCCUCCGUGGAAGGCGGUGAGGUGGCCGUCAGCAUCAAGAUGGAUCCAGAGCGGAAAAAUCAUGAUUCUCCGUUCACCCCUUGCGGUGCCGAACAGGGUGAUCGAGCAUCUGUCCUCAGUACCGGUUGGGAAAUGGUGCUUCAUGCACCCAUCGACUUGCCAAGCGACUCAGCUGCCACCGAGCUGGUUAGCGACACAGCCGUGACCGAGGUCCAGAACCUCGAAUCGUCCGUGGACGUUGGCGCAGUGGCGCGACAGGAGGGCGAGUUCCCUCAAAGGGCUCCCGAGCACGGUAAGAUUGUGAAUAGGACCCCUCGCAUAUCUGUUACUGGCCAGCUCUCUGUUCGUCCAAAUUGAUGUCAUGGCCUAAUGAACCUGUUACCACUAG